AUGGAACCCAUCGUGUAUGAAGAGUCGCCUCUAGCCGACUACCUCAAAGAUGGAGCCGAUGACUCCGAGGCCGACUGGGCCGCUGUCAACGCCUCACCACGGCCUUCCUCGCCAGAGUUUGACUCGUCGACGCCGCCAAGUCCAUCGCCGUUUGCCCCUACAGGUCGACCAAUGGUGAAAUCGAGAUUCCGAGGCGAGGCCCCAGCUCUCUUGCAGACGGAUGUGCCCGGAGCCCUCGGGGCAUCAAGGCUGCAAUCAAUUAGGAGGAACUGCUCGGCUGCCGUUGUGGCGAGCAUCGAUCGUGCCGACAAUUCCAAAUUUCUCGAGCAGUUUCGCUACACCAUCAUCGCGUCGCAUUUGCUAACCGGGACCUCGAUCCUGGGUUAUCGACCUGCUGCCCCUAGCGUGUCAGGAGCGAACAGCGACGAUAAACACGACCAGUCUCUUUUGUCGACCGAGGGGAUUCUUGCUUCUAUUCUCGGCGCCCUCGCUAUUGCUGUUGUUCUAAGCUGGGUUCUUGGAAACGCGCCCUCAUAUGUCACGCGAAAACAGCUGACAUUUCUCCUGGUUUUGUGCGCGGCCGCAGCCUUUCUUGGUCAGGUAUACAUGCGACGACAGUGGCUUCGCUACAGACGGAAUCAAUCCUUGGCCGAGAUUGCCGCCUUUGUUUCCAAUUCCAGCGAUUUCGAUAGCGCCUCGGAAGCUACAUUGUCGCUUGUGCAGGAAGUAGAGCUUGUUUCUCGUGGUUAUCGAAUGCUAGAGGAUCGCAACCAGGCCCGAAAAUGCGUCCGCCUGCGAAGGGCACUAAAGAACUCAUUCGUAGAUGUCUUAGAUGCCUACAAGCAAAUGGCAAAUCUGAUCCAGGGCUUUUCCGAGCAAACAGAGCUGGAAAAGUACCAUGACAUGUACGACAUCAACGACUUGGACAUGUCUGAUGCUCUGCAAGGAUUCAGCGAGGGCGAGUUUGAGGACGCCGAGUCACUCCGGACACUGAAGAUUCUAGCUGCACGGUUUCACAUCACGCGCAAAAUGCUUCUGUGUGCCUUGUUGGCCCUGGAUGCCAACGGCGAGGGAUCCGACCUGCUCCGGUGGACAACGGCGGUCGAAGUGCUUCGGAGCCUCAACGAAUCCACACGGGCUGCGUUCCAAAAGCUUCAGGGCAUCUUGAGCGAAGCUGAAUCAUUCCCUGUUCCUCCUACUCCCAAGGGUCCCUUAACACCGGGCAGGGAACGCUGGCGCUCCCAGUUGCGCAAAUUGAACUCGUUGUCCACGGGCAUCCGAGGCUUGCAGGCCAAGCUGCACCUGCUGAGAGAAGAAUCCGAUCGCGCGCUAGACGACUCCAACGACAUUUCGGAACUAGCGCCAGACUUGAUGUCACAAUACGAAUCUAUUGGGGCAGACCUCAAGGAACUCAUGUCUGCGUGGGAGGAGGGCAGGGCUGCUCUGGCUCUGGGAAUCGAUAGAAACGAAAAGAGACUGUCAUCUAUGAGCACGCUCUUGUCUCCCAGGAGCUCCCUCAGCGGCCUGACGACGGUUGGUGAAGGCACCGCAGAAGAUGCCCUCAAGGCGCUGACGGGCGAAUCACCGCCCGCUUCAGACGAGAAUGAGCCGAAUGAGCCAGAGACGCCCGAGGUUUUCGAGGCUGUGGCACACCCGCGACCAAAGAGCUCACUCACCAGAGAAGAACGAAUUGUCAAGAUGAAGGAGGAGCGCGACCAAAAGGCACAGGCUCGAAAACAGAUGGAUGCCACCAGGGGCAUGCUCCGCGAGCUGGAGACGGUUAUCAACUUGCGGCCCAAGACGCGUGCCAGCGCCCUCCCAUCAAACCGAGUUGUCUCCAUGUGA
Metarhizium acridum CQMa 102 is the source of this 1845-nucleotide messenger RNA. The record is from RefSeq and is a predicted model, not a curated record. Lineage: Eukaryota; Fungi; Ascomycota; Sordariomycetes; Hypocreales; Clavicipitaceae.